AUGAUUGUUCGGAAUAUCGGCGCGCGGUUAGGCCGACGGGCCCUGGCCACUCCUCUUUCGCGGGCCUCUCUCCAGGCCCAAUCGCCGCGAUUCUACUCCCAGGACAACUUCACUGCGCCGCCGCCGCCGACGAACAACACCAGGAAGCAGGCUGCUGCCAAGACAGCCUUUGCCGAGCCGACCCUCGAGGAGCAGGCCGAGUUUUACGCCGAGAGCAUCGAGCAACCCACUCCCGAGUUCGUCGCUUCUCCGUCCGCUGCCGCCGAGGCCUGGGGAUCUUCCGGACCCUCCGCCACCGCUGCCGCCGAGACCGUUACAACAUGGGACCCGACUCUCGUCGACGCGGAGGCGCUUAAGCUCAAGCAGGAAAUCGAGGCCAUCCCCGGCAACUACAAGCUCUUCAAGCAGACCAAGGCGCAAACGCAGAAGCUCGGCGCGGGCGUCGAGGUCCGCUACAUCCCCGAGCAGUACCUCCGCAACCCGCCCUCGGAGGCGUCGCUUGAGGACCUCAUGGCCGCCCAGGCCCACAUGGGCCACAACACCUCGCUCUGGAACCCGGCCAACGCGCGCUACAUCUACGGUGUGCGCCAGGGCAUCCACAUCAUCUCGCUGGAGACGACAUCCAUCCACCUGCGCCGCGCCGCCCGCGUCGUCGAGGAGGUCGCCUACCGCGGCGGCCUGAUUCUGUUUGUCGGCACCCGUCCUGGUCAGCGCCCCAUCGUUGUGCGCGCCGCCGAGAUGGCCAAGGCCUGCCACCUGUUCACCAAGUGGAGGCCCGGCACGAUUACCAACCGCGAGCAGCUGCUGGGAGGUGUUCCGCUGACGGUGGUGGACGAGCUCGAUCGCCCCCUCCAAGGGUUCGAGGACCAUCUGCACGACCGCAGACCCUUGGCACCCGAUCUCGUUGUCUGCCUGAACCCCAAGGAGAACAUGACCCUGUUGUACGAGUGCAGCUUGGCCAAGAUCCCGACCAUUGGUAUCAUUGAUACCAACACCAACCCGUCGUGGGUUACUUACCAGAUUCCGGCCAACGACGACAGUUUGCGAGCAACCGCCCUCAUCAGCGGCGUCCUCGGCCGCGCCGGUGAGCAUGGCCAGAAGCGCAGACUCGAAGCGGCGCAGCGCGGCGUGGUCACAUGGAAGACGCCCGCCGACGUGCAGGGUUAUUUUGAGCUGGCGGAGACGCGGGCGGCCGACGCCCGGAAGAGACGGGCACAGGACAACAGCGUGGCUGUGCAGAAGGAGAAGGAUACCUUCUUGAGCGAGGAUGCGCUCAGGGCCAUGUUUGCUGGUGGUGUAUAA
Sordaria macrospora k-hell is the source of this 1302-nucleotide messenger RNA. Its product is annotated as mitochondrial 37S ribosomal protein uS2m. Gene Ontology annotation, molecular function: structural constituent of ribosome. The record is from RefSeq and is a predicted model, not a curated record. Lineage: Eukaryota; Fungi; Ascomycota; Sordariomycetes; Sordariales; Sordariaceae. Gene Ontology annotation, biological process: translation. Gene Ontology annotation, cellular component: mitochondrial small ribosomal subunit; ribosome.